Molecule: messenger RNA, 10081 nt
Organism: Protopterus annectens (West African lungfish)
Lineage: Eukaryota; Metazoa; Chordata; Ceratodontiformes; Protopteridae
Product: elongin-A-like
Exons: 12
Coding region: 35-3253 (1072 amino acids)
Biological process (GO): transcription elongation by RNA polymerase II
Cellular component (GO): elongin complex; nucleus
Molecular function (GO): protein binding
Source: RefSeq, a predicted model, not a curated record
UCUGUUUCCGUUGUUAUCUCUGCCAGGUGUCAUAAUGGCAGCCUCUGGAGGUGGGUCAUUGAAAUCACUUCCGGCUAAUGGGUUGCCAGCAUUAAAGAUGGCUGAAUCUGUUGUGGAAAUAGUAGAGAAACUGCAGUCUCGCCUUUCCUUAUCUCAAGAACCUAAAAAGCUAUUGAAGACAUUGAAAAGACUUUCAGAUUUGCCUAUUACGGUUGAUAUCUUAGUAGAGACUGGAAUUGGGAAGUCUGUGAAUGGACUUCGAAAGCACAGUGAUGUGGGAGACUAUGCAAAGACACUUGUGGGAAAGUGGAAGAAACUUGUUCCUCAGGAUGAAGAACGACCCAGUUAUGAAUCGGAAGCUCAGGAGCUACGAAUGUAUGAGAAAGUGAACUCUCAAAAGAGACCUCGAGAGAUUGAAGAGGAACUGGAUUACAGGGAGAGUUAUGAAUGGCCUCAUGAUCAGAGCUUAGGACAUGAAAACAAAAAGCCAAAGACUACUUCUGAAAGCAAUAAAUUUUGCAAGUCAGGCAAGUAUGGUGGUCCAAAGGAAGAAUUCAGUUCACAAAUUGAGGAUGAAGAAGAAGAGGAGGAAAUGGAUGAGGAGGUGGAUUAUGAUGGUGGUUGGCAAACACCUCCGUCACCUUCCCCACCCCCUCCCCCAAGUUCUCAUAAGUCCCAUAAGGACCAUUGUAGUAACAAUGCCAAGUAUGACAGAGUUAGAGAAAAGCAUGUUAGCAGUUCUUUUGCCAAAGAAGAAUAUGAUAAUGGCUCACAGCAAAAACUAGAAAAGGUACGUGAAAAGGGUUACAGCAAAACUGAUGCUUUUCAAGUGAAGGAACACAAGUCUUUGUCCAAAGAUAAGCAUCAGCAUCGUGACAAGAGCAAGCAUUUCAGUUCAGAGAGUCAGGAAAAAAUAUCUAAGUCCUCAAAUAGGGAACGACACCAGCAAUAUGAUAAUAAAGUAGAAGAAAAAAUCAAACAUUCCACUUUUGAUUUCCAUGACAAAAUGACCAAGCCCUUUUCAAAAGGCCUACCUGAUCAUAAAGAAGAGGAGUUGAUAUCCUUGGGAGUCUCAGGGAAGGAAAAAAACAGGAACACAGAGAGCACACAAAAUGUUUCUAAGAGGGAUAAAUCUCAGGAGUGUGUUUCCUCAGUGAAGAACAAGUCAAGGCCAUUCCAGGACGAAAUAUAUGAGCGUAGUGGAGGUUCAAGUAAAGAGAAAUCAAGGCCUCGUGAGGAAUCAUCUUUAGAACUACAUGGGAGCUACAAUAAGGACAAGUCACGGAUUCAUCUUGAAGAAGCCUCAGAAUUGAGUAGGAGCCACAGUAAAGACAAAUCACGACUUUGUUUCGAGGAAGUCUCAGAAAAGAGCACAAGUUUUAUUAAGGACAGGUCACAGCACCAUAGGGGAGAUCUUUCUGAACAGGUUGGGAGUUGUAACAAGGACAAGUCACGGUCUCAUGUAGGGAAUACUUUGGAUCAGAGUGGACAUUACAGUAAGGACAAGUCUCAGCCUCGUCUUGUUGAAUCCUUGGAACAGAUUAGAAGUUAUAAUAAGGAGAAGUUACGGCCUCAUCUUGAAGAAGCUUCAGUGCCAAGUAGGAAUUUUGGUAAGGAUAAGACACGACCUUAUUUAGAGGAGAGCUCAGAUCGAAGUGAGACUUAUGGCAAGGAGAAGUCAUGGUCUCAUCUGGAGGAGUCUUCAGAGCAAAGUGGGGGCUAUGGUAAAGGCAAGUCACAACUUCGGCUGGAAGAAUCCUCAGAGCAGGUUGCCAGGAAGCACAAACAGAAGGAAUCAGAAAAAAAUAAACUUGAUUCUAGUGACACAGUCAAAAUUCACAGUGAGAAGCUGAAAAUUGACAAAGAGAGGCAGAAAACUCAAGAAAAGUCAAAACAGAAAACAAAAGACUCAAAUGAGCCAAGUUCAAAAUCCAAGUCUUCUCAGUCAACUGAAGAGAAGAAAUCUUUGAAGAUUGCCACUGUGCCUAAGAUAGAAUCAGAAGAUGUAUUUGAAAAGCCUACUAUGUCUUUUGAAUCAUAUCUGAGUUAUGACCAGCCUCAGAAAAAGAAAAAAAAAGUCAGUAAGCCAGUAGGUUCUAGUGCUGACAGGAGCAAGGAAACAAGUAAACAGAAUGACAAACAAAAUGACAAACAGAAUAACUCUACUUCAGAGUCUAAGACUUCAUCACAGAAGGAUCAUGCAGUCAGUUCAAAAAGGGAGGAAAAAAAGAGAGACAAAAAGGAAUCCUCACCUAAAAAAUCAAAGAAGAUAGUAAUUGAUGUAGUUCCUACUUUACCAGAUAUUCCACUUCCUCCCAUCCAACCAAAUUAUCGUCCACUUCCCUCCAUUGAUGUGAUACCACUAUCACCUCCGAAAAAAAGAUCUGCAGUUCCUAUCCCGGAAGAGGAAGCAACGCUGUUUACAGGCCGCAGACAGAACUCCAAAAUGCAGGUGUACUCUGGCGCAAAGAUAUCCUAUCUCCCACGGAUGAUGUCUCUGUUUGAUCAGUGUAUCAGAGUCCUUCAGAAUAAUGUGGAGUCUAUCCAUGAGGUUGGAGGGGUUCCGUUUGACAUUUUGGAACCAGUGCUGGAAAGGUGUACUCCUGAUCAGUUGUUUCGUAUAGAGGACUGCAACCCUGUUUUUGUGGAGGACACAGAGGAGCUUUGGAGGAGGCAUUGUGUGAGGGACUUCAAAAAUGAGGAGCCUAUGGACGAUGAGACAUGGCGGGAUAUGUAUUUACGGCUGCAUGAAGAGAGGGAAAGAAAAUUGCAGUUUUUGACUCGGAACAUCAGCAAGGCUCAUGCUAACAAGCCAAAAGCCCGUCAGGUGAAAAUGGCUUUUGUCAACACAGAAGUUAAGCCACCCAGGGAUGUUCGACGGCGGCAAGAGAAAUAUGGCACUGGAUCAGCUGCUGUUCCAGAGAAACACAGGGUAAAGCCUUUUUUCAGCACAGGAACCAGUAGCAGCAGCAGCUCCAGUACCAGCCAUGGAAUCAGCAGCAGUGUUGAUAGCAGCCAUUUGACCAGUCACAGCAGCAGCCACAACAGCAGCAUCACCAGCACUAGCAGUUCCAGCUAUGACAUAGACAGUAGUUCGUAUGAUGGCCCCAGCACAAGUGGUGGCUACUCCAGCUCAUCUGCAAACAUAGCUUCACCAGCUGGUCAGGACUUACGGAAACCAGCUGUAAAAAAAAUUGCUCCAAUGAUGGCCAAGACUAUCAAAAUUUUUAAGAAUCGCUUUUUCCGGAGGUGAAAUACUGGAGAGGUGCGUCACAAGGGUAUGCAUUGCCAGCCUGCUCCUUCUGAGUAUUGCCAACGAUGGCCUGCCAUUCAAGGGUUGUGAUGAAGAGGUGCUGGCUACUGUUAUUGAUUUGUAUAAUAGUCUCAGCAAGGCUGCUUCAAAACCAGUAUUUUUAGCUGGCUGAAAAGAACCCAAUUAAAUGUCCCUUGUGCUUAGGGGCACGGCCUAAUCUCUUGCUGUGUGCAUUAUGUCCUACGCAGAUUUCCCUCCCACAGAAGUAUGACAAUAUUCCAAAAGUAGGAAGGCAGACUGCUGGUGCAGUACUAAGACACUGUUAAAAAUAUGCUUUUAGCAGAACUUCUGACUGCAGUGUUGCAGUAUCUGGUGAAUGUACUUGCAUGUAGGCCACUUCAAAGAGAUCAGAAGCUUUCUGAAAGCCAGCACCAUGUUUUGUUAAGAGCCACCCUGCCACAAAUGCUUCUGCUUUCAGAAUGUUCUUAAAUGUUUUUAUGUGUAAAAAUCUUGUACACAAGGUUUAAAAAAAGAUUUUAAACUUUAUAUACUAUAUCCAGAUAUCUGGCUGUUACAAGUGCCCUUUCUCAUCAGAUAAUUAUUUAAUAGAAUGCAAAUUUCCUUUUAGACAUGCAGUUUGAUUCUUUGCAUCUAAGUAGCAACAUACAAUGCCAAAAUAUUUCAGAUGUUCAAACUUACAAACAUUUAAGUGAAAUUUAUCUAUUGCAGGAAGAAAAGCUUUAUAUGAUCAGAAAUACAUGUGAGAAUCUUUUAGUAUAUAAUUAAAAUGUUUCCAAUGAUGGUCUUUUAAAAGCUGUUAUGCCUUUGAUUGAGUACCCUGUGUGUCUGAAAGGAAAACAAAAUUAAUUUUAAAACCAUGUUCACUGUUCCUUGUAAAUAAGUGGGGUUUGGGUGGGUAACAUAUGUGUUGUCUUCUAAUUUAAGACGUAUCAUGAUAUUGUAUUUUAUGUACUCAUGUUGGAGUUAUCCCUUGCUUUUAUUAAGAAUAUUUAAAAUUGAUGAGCCCACAAAUAUUCCUACUCACUGUGAAUGGUACUCCUACUUAUUUUAUUAAUACUGCAUGACUGUGCUUUUUCUCCCACUCCUCACCUGUGGUGCAGGGAUCUGUUCAGUCUACAUGCAUGACCAAACAAAUGUAUGGCAGGCUGUGUGAAUAAGUUAUUAAUCUUUCACAGCUGCAUUUGUUGAUUUUCCUUUGCCAUCUCAUAAAAUGUGUACCUGUUAAGGUUAUAGAAUUCUGUGUUUUGUUACUGAGUACGUUUUGCAGAAGUGAGUAUGUGUGACUCAGAGCUGCGUAGUUUCUCUCUCUACAGAAAGUUUUAUGUAUGUGUUGUACAGAUAUACAUAACUGCAGAAUUUCAUCUCAGUAUUUACUGUAGCACUUCUGCCUUUUGAGAUUCCCAUCUGCAGGUAGCCUGAUUUUGUCUGCUUGCCUUUCCUAGCUUCACCUUCUCCCCAGGGCCUUGACUACACCCUCCCACCAUUAUGAAAGGACAUUGGGGGAUAUAAGAGGUGCAACUGUCAUCUUCUGAUCUUUCGUGCAGUACGGUAUUGUGAGCUGUGCAUCUGUGCUUGUUUUGUAUUGGUCUGGGUCGGCAUUGUUUUGGUUCUCUGUUCCUUCCAGGCUUCUGCCUAGGAACUUACUAACCUGGCUCAGAAUUUCAUGCCUUUUCUGAAGUACAAGCAACCAGCACUGGAAAUGCCCAAGAUGUCUGUUGUCCCUUCUAAGAGCAUACUGGUACCUGCUCUUGAAGAUUCUGAUUCUCAUGACCCUGAAGCAGAUGAACUGACUUUGGUAGGCCAGAUCCACUUUGCUGGUGUAUAGGAGUCAGGCACUGAGGACAGUUUUAUUCUGUACUUUCCCACCAGGAAAUUUCUCCUUUGGGGACAUAAAAUUAAGUGUCCCAGUGGGAAGCCAAGGAAUAUUCCAAGGCCCAGCUCAGAUGUAGGACUUUCAUGGGCAUGUCUGAGCCUAGAGUACUUGCUGUCCAUCCAGUCAUGGAUGGUCCUGGAGGGCAUGCUUAUGAGUGCAUCUGUGUAACCAGAUUCCAGCCCCCCCAACCCCAAGGAAAUCUGAUCAUUUCUAUAGGGUUAUGGAUUCUCACAGACCCUUUUAUAAGAAUCCUUUCUCUGAUCCAGCUGUGGUGGCCAUAGACUUCAGUAAAGAAUCUGCUCUGGUUCCACCCAGAAACUAUAUUCCCAGUGACAGGGAACAGGGAGAGUAGGAUAGUCAGCAGCUUUGGAGAGGAGACAAAAGGUUUACACUUUUGCUAUCCUGUCAGAACCUGGAACAUCCAAACCCACGUAAUUACUUUUCAUUAGUCCCUGCCAGAAAAGAUGAGGGUUAAAGCAUCGGGCGGAGGGGUACAUAAGGAUAUGAACCAUGAGAUACUCGAAAUCUGUGACCUAUCAGCUAAGGUCGAAGACCACUCCAGGAAAUGUGGUUAUGAUGUUGUGGAUGCAUUCAGAGACAUGUUUGGUUGAUCUCUUUAAUUCACCCUUGGACAAGGAUCUCCUCUUCGGGGCCCCCUGCUGAUGGAGUAUUUAAGAGACUUGAGGACCAUGCAGCCAGUUAAGCAACUUUUUCAGGCCCAAGCUGCUAAAUUCAGCAGAAAAUAUCCAGCUAAGUCUGGCCAUUAUACCCUAAGCACUGCAAAAACUGGUCAGACAAAGGGGGGAAAUUAAUAAUAAUAAAAAUAGUAAGCAAGAGCUUAGGAGAAGACUGAGGUCCCCUAAGGCUGUGAUUUGACUUCCAGACUCAUCCCGGCUGACCACGCCCCCUUUUGUCCCUUUUCCAUCAGAAGUAGUUGGAGGGUGCUUAGCCUUCUUUAUAACAUUCUUCACUAACAGUACAAGUUAUAGUUUCUCAAAAUCCAAAAUGCAUCAGAAUUUCCCCAGUUCUUAAGGAAUAGUCAGACCUUUUUUUCCUGCAAUGUUAAGUGUUAGAAGAAGUUCAACAGGUUGGAACCGUAAAGAAAGCCCUUUUUGGUGAGUAAGGUGAAGGUCUUUCUCCAGACUGUUUCUUACGCCGAGAAAGGAAGGCACAUGGGCGCACUCAUUCAGAUAUUUCACACUUGAACAAGUUUCUCAUUGUUUUAAAGUUCAGAAUACAACUCUGCAAAACCUGUUAACUUUACUGCUACCUUAGGCACUCAUGUUCCCGCUAGACCUAAGAGAUGUGUACAUCUACAUCUCCAUAGGCAGUUCUUCAGGAUCAUGAGCAAUGGAAUACAUCUUUGGCUUUUCUGCUGCACCCACAGUCUAAUACAUGCAUGGCUUCAGUAACUGCUUUCUUUAAGACAAAAGGCAUCCAAACCUACCCUCAGCUAGAUGACUACCUCAUUCAGUUAAAAUGUGGAAUUCACACUGAAUUUGCAUCAGUGAUCUGGGUCUCACCUUCAAAAAGAACAAGUCAUGUCUGGUCCUUUAAGGAACCUAGUAUUCCUGAGGGCACACCUAGACGCAAUCUAGCACAAUGCCAUCCUCUUGGAGGACAGAAAUUCUUACCUGUAUCUCUGCUUCUAGAUGAUUUUGCAGCAGGAAUCGUUAUCAGCAAGAGAGUUACUUAAGAGUGUUAGAUUGCAUGGCAUCCUGCUUUAUAGUGGCCUUUAGCCUAACUGCUCAAGGAAGCUUCAGUGGUGCCUCAAACAUUUGUAGUGUCAGCACAUCCAAACCUUGGAGAGCAGAAUUUCUGUUCUCCUUUGCAUCAGAAGAUCUUAUGGUUGACAGUACAGUGCCAUCUCAAUCACAGUUUGCUUUUCAGGGCAGUCUAGCCCCCAUGACCCUCACCAUAGACUCUUCUGAUCUUGUCUUGGGGACUCAUUUUGGCAGUCUGCAAGUUCAGGGAAUUUUGGCCAGAAAAAUGAGGGAAAAGCUUGUAAAUGAAUGAGGACUGUCAUUCUGAUAUUAUAGGCUUUCAACUGAACAUUUUUUUGAAGGGGGGUGAACAUUACAAUACAGAGUACAACUGUGAUUUAUUACAGAGACAGGGGAGAACCCACUUGUCCCUAUUGUGCAGGCUUGCAAGCCUGUGACAUAGCUAUCCCCUCUCAGCAAAAUGUAUUAGCAGAUUAGCAGACAGAAUGAGAAGAUCUCAAGUUCACCUUCAAGAAUGGAUGUUGACCUAAGGUUAUUUUUCUAAAUCUGGCAAGGAUGCGGGUGUAUACCAGAAAGUGAGCUGCUUGUAUCACAUGGAAACAGGCAACUGGGACAAUUCUUUUGCAAAAUAGCAACUCGGAAACUUGGAAGAUAGAUGUGUUUUCCCAGAACUCGGCAGGUCUUUUUCUUUGUUUUCUCUACUAUAGCUUUGAUCCUCAGGAUAUCCAUGAAAGUCAAUGAAAAAAAGGUCAAAAGGCUUUCUGGUAGCUCCCUUUGGCCAAAUCAGCACUGAUUUGGUCUCCUAUGUAGUCUAGCAAGGGAAAAUGAAAUGUCUGUGUGUGUGGACUUUCUAACGCAAACAAAAGGUCCCCCUCAUACACACCAGCCUGGACACUUAAAGGCUGACAUUUUUGCUGGUUUCACAUAAUUUCCAGGUAGACACUUGUAUUCUCAGGAUGUGCUAAAGAUUAUGUGAGACUAGGAAACUGAACAAGAAAAAUCAUGCAUAGCUACAUGGAAAAGAUUUUUCAUCUGUUAACCUGUCCAGAAACCAUGACCCAAACAAGGUUAAUGUCAGUGGUCCUGGAGUACCUGCCAGACUUUUGCAAAACUGGAUCUUAUGUAACUGUCAGCGUGUAAGCUUUGGCUGUAUCAGCCUUCUUACCUAUGGACCCACUGUACUCCAGGCCUUCAGUUAAAUAGUUUAAGGGAAUCCUGUACCUUCUACUACCAAGAAAAGAGAUUGCUCAACCACUACAUCUUAGCUGUGCAUUUGAAAAUUUGACUCUUGCACCUUUUGAACCAGUUUAUUUUGCUUCUCUCUCUCUCUCUUUCUUUUUCUGGAAGACACCAUUUUUGCUUUCAAACAUCAGGCAUUAAUGUGCUGAGAACCCUUCCAUCAGAACAGGGGUGUCCAUUAGUAGUCCCCCUCCUUUUCGCCUAAGUUGAGUUCUGAUACCUUGACCAAUCCAUUCAUUUUCCAGCUCUCUUUCCUAAGCCACAAAAUAGAGGUGAAAGAGCCACUGGUUCCCUUGCUCUGCACAGAUAGCUGAUAAAUAUAUAUAUAUAUAUAUAUUUUUUUUUUUUUUUUUUUUUUUUUUUUACAGAUCAUUAAAAAAAAAUCAGAAAGUCUGAUCAUGUCUUUGUCUGUUUGGUAAAGGUGAAAGAGGAAAAGCCAGUAAACAUGCAAACUUGCUCUUUAAAUGGCUUGCUCAUUGUGCUUCAUACUGUUACACAGUUCAUGGCAGAUGUGUUCCAGGGCAUGUCCAAGCCCAUUCCACUCAAGCUACUGCAACUAACACAGGCUUCCUUAGAUGGGUCAGCAGACACGUUUUUAUAGAACCUGCUUGGACCUCUGUUCACACUUUCUCUAGGCAAUACAAUUUAGGUGCAGCUUGUAAAACUAGGGCAGGAUUUGUCUCUACUAUUCUGCAGGGCACUUUCUUUUAAAUAGCUGGCUCUAACCACCCUACAUUCUUUGGUUUUGAGAGUCUUCCUAAAUGUCAGCACUGCAGUGGUGAAUAUUUCUGUGAACAUGGUACAGUUGUUUUAAGAACCUGCCAUAAACAUAGAUGCUAGAGUAUACCACUGUUGUGUUCUAGGUACCCUCCCUCCCUCAUAACCCUUCUUUCUUAUGGUUCUUCCUUAUUCUUUGCACCCUCCCUCUCACUUCACUGCCAGGCUCCCUCCUCCUUUUACGAGAUCCUUUUACUGUUAGAGAAUGGAGAGUGGGGACCAGCUGGCUUACUAGGGUUUUGGUGCAGGGAUCUUCUAACCUGACUUUUAGCUAGGGUAAAAAAGAUCUGAAGAUGGUGUCAGCCAACAUAGCUCUCAUACCACUAAGAUCCUUGCGUAGUGGUGGGAGGGUGUCAGCAAAGGCCUUGGGGAGAUUGUAGAGUCAUGGAAGUCAGGCCAACUAGUUGAACUGCUUGCAGAAAGAAAUCCAAAAAUUCAGGACUGUAACAGUGAAUUAUUUCAAGCAUCUACAUCUAUGGUAAAUUUUAACACAACUGUCUUUUUCCCACUAGGCUGCUGUUGUGUGAAUUGUUUGUUUGCAUUUUGACAUUGUUUUGCAGUAUCCAUUUGCUCCCUGUGUAGCACUUCCUUGGUCCUGUACAUAUGUCUGUGCAGUUCCCUCUUAUCCCUUCUUAAGUUAUUUUCUAGCCAGCACUGAUGUGGGACUGUAGACGGUCUGUGAACUUUUGCACAGCUAUGUAAUUUCCCAAAGUACUGGAGUACAGCUUAGCCAUUCAUCUGUAGGUUACUGUCCCAAAAAAAGCUGAAGUGGCCUUGUAGCUACAUUAUUCCAUAGAAAACUGUUUUGGAUUUUGCUAGAAAUGCUCCCCCCCAGUAGAUUCUCAUUUCUGCAGAAAAAAAGCAAGUACACAGUUUUUGAUGUUAAACAGUCUUUCUGAACAGACUUCACUGUUUAUUUUCCAUGUUGGCUCUGUACUCUCAAGUUGCCAUCGCAACUGGAUAGGUGAAACACAGCUAAGAUACUUUAAUUAGAUGGUAAGUUAUAGUUUUGCAGUAGAAAAGUGCCACUCAAGUUAGGCAUUUGGGCAAAGGAUACUAAAUAUAAGCUGCUGGUAAUUCUUUGGCUUUUGUCCACCUUGACUAUCUCUUGAAUUCAUCAGUGAACUGUAAAUGAAUUUUACUUUUAUUGUGAUGUUGUAAAACAAAAUGUAUAAUGAACUAAGUCACUGCUCA